Molecule: messenger RNA, 213 nt
Organism: Cavenderia fasciculata
Lineage: Eukaryota; Evosea; Eumycetozoa; Acytosteliales; Cavenderiaceae
Exons: 1
Coding region: 1-213 (70 amino acids)
Source: RefSeq, a predicted model, not a curated record
AUGACCACCAAAUCAACAAUAAUUGCACUCAAGAGACGACGCCCAUCGACCAACCAAAAUACCAUUACAAUGAACCUUUUGUUGAAAACAUUCAGCCCUAGAGCCGACUACAGAGAUAUACAAGAGUCCGGAUGGUUGGAGCCAGUGGUGCGUUGGAGUGUGGCCUGGUGGAUGAAUUGUACAUAUAUGUCCGAUUUGGGAGAGAAACCUUAA